Messenger RNA from Schistosoma rodhaini, 2982 nucleotides. NCBI's taxonomy places the organism in Eukaryota, Metazoa, Platyhelminthes, Trematoda, Strigeidida, Schistosomatidae. The record is from the annotation of a GenBank genome assembly.
UGAACAUACGCAGGUUAAUAAAAUCAACUUCGAAUAGUUUUGGACACAAUUCAUCCCUUAUAUAUGUAUAUAUAUAAAUAUUUUACCAUUCCCUCCCUCCCUAAGUUUCUGACACGUUUCACCACCACUGCUUCAUAGAAUAAUUCAACAUUGAACUAGUUAGUAAUUGCUGGGAUUUUUAUGGUGAUUUUCGUUAAGCGUAACAACUAUUCACUUUACUACUUGAUAUUUUCAUUAAAAUUAAUCUUAUUUUUAUUUGAAAGGAUGAAUAACACUAAUCAACUAGACAAUUCACUAAAUGAACUAACAACUAAUUUUGAACAGAUAUCACCUAUUCCAAGAACUUUAUUACCAAUUGAUGGAAGAAACGAAUGUAAUCCAAUCAAAAUGUGUAAUGAAUAUCAUGAUCAGAAAAAAUUUGUUACUCCAUCUGAAUUUAUACAUAAUAACACUUAUUAUCUUACAAAUAAUCAAAAGAACAAAAUCAAUAACAAUAAUAAUAUCACUGAUAAUACUACUCAUAACAAUUUAGUAGUUAAACAAUCAUUAUUAUUUAAACAAAAUGAAAAUACAAAGAAAACAAAUCAUUUUGUUAAUUAUUUAUUAGAAAAUAAUGAAUUAAAUCAAAAUAAUAAUAUGAAUGAAAAUAAAAAUGAUAAUAAAAAUUUGUUAUUAUUUGAUAUUAUGAAUACAUCAUCAUUGAAUUCACCUUCAUCUUCUAUUUCAUCAAAAUCUGAUUUAGACAAUCGUAAUAAUAAUACUAACUCAAAUGAUUAUUUAACAAGAAAAAAUUUUCAACAAAAUAUUUCUCUUAAAAUAAAAUCUAUUCAAGUGUUUUCUCUUUUUAUUUCAGGGUCUAAGAAAGAUCGAAAUACUGAGGGUAGAUGUCCAAUAAGAGAUUGUGAUGGAACUGGACAUGCUACUGGAUUAUAUUCAUACCACAGAAGUGUUUCUGGUUGUCCACGAAAAGAUAGAGCCAGUGUAGCAGAACUGGCUCUCUACCACCAAACUUUACAUUGUCCAACUCCAGGAUGUACCGGUAGAGGACAUGUUAAUAAUAAUCGUUCAUCUCAUAGAAGUUUUUCUGGUUGUCCUCUUGCAAGUCGAAAUCGAAGCAGACAAUCAAAGAGGCCAUUAUCUCCACAAAAAAUUGAAGCACGGCAUAAAUCAAAUCAUUUUGGAGUGAAUCAUGAAAGUAAUGCAUCGUUUUCUAAAAAAAUUUACCAUUCAAGUAGUGUAAACAGUAAACUUAAUCCAUGUAAUUCAUCACUUUCAACGUUAUCCACAUCAUCGUUACCAUUGUCUGAUUUUAUUAAACAAUCACAAUCAUUUCAAGGAAUUCCUCCAACAGAUUUACUUGCGAACUUUCCUCUUAAAAAUAUGAUUCAUACUGAAUCAAUAAAUUCAAACUAUUUGGUCAAUGAGUUCUCGGAUUCUUUUUCUAAAUCGCUUUAUAACUUGCUACCUAACCUCAUAAAUACACCACAGUUUUCAACUUUAUUCAACUGUCCAACCACAAUUGCCAAUAAUGACAGUAAUAUGGCUAACUUAUAUCAUAAUUCACAAACUCUCUAUCCCAUGCUUAAUUCAUCUACAUUAAUUAAUAACAAUAAUAAUGAUUCAAAUAUGAAAGAGUCCUCUCCACUGACAAAUAUUAUAGAAAAGUCAACUUCUUUAAAACCUGAAGAUAUGAAUUUCCCAAAAUGUUUGAAUAAUGCUUCAUAUAAUUUAAAUUUACCACGAUGUGGUAUACUUCAGGAUUCUUUCAUGUAUCAUAAUCAAUACAGGGGUAAACACUUAAUACCAUCAAAAUUAGUUGAUACUGAUCAAAAUAUUAUUAAUAAUGUAACAUCUGAGAAAUCAAAUGUAUUAUCACAAAUUAAUUAUGAAUUAGAAAAUGUCUCAGUAAAUGACAAUAGUUUCCUAAUAAAUCAAUGUUCACCAUCAUCAAUGAUUGAUUCAUACACAGAUUUGAACAAAAAUUAUUCAUCAUCUAAUUCCAUGUGUAUUGAAAAUAAAUCAGAAUGUCCAAUUGAUUUGUCCGUACAUUCAAAGAAUCAAUUAGAAGAUAAAGAUAAAAUUCUCAAUACUUGUGAUAGUGUGCCAACGAACAAAGUAAUUGGUCGAUCAUUUGAAAUCGGUAAUCUAUGCCCAGAAUUACAUGAAUAUAAAAAAGAAGUAAAAAAUUUGUCUUCAACUAUGAAAAUAAUGAAUUCAAACAACACUAAUAUCUUAGCCACUUCUCAUCCCACUACUAUUAACAGUUUUGCAGAUAUGCAUAAUUCAAAAAAUUUAAUGAGUAUAUCAUUAUCUCUAAACUCCAAUAGUUUUCUAGAUGAAACUGUCUCAUCAGUUGACGUCUAUUCAAAUAAGAAACAUAUUUAUGCAAACAAAAAGCAUUCUACUAACAUGGGAUGUAUAAAUCUAUUACAAGGAAGGUCAGAUUUCGAAGCAGCAAACGUUCUUUUUGCAUUCAACUAGGAAUUUAUGAGAGAUAUGCACGAAACCAAAAGAUUUUCAGUUCCAAUAAUAACUAAAUGAAGUCGUAUAUACUCAUCCUGCAUUUAAUGAAUGCCUGCUGUAAUCUGAUCCUUCGUUACUUCAACUGACAACUCAAUUUGGGACUAGUCCUAUUCGCUUAAAUAAAUUAUUUUCGUCUACAAUUUAUACUACUAACAACGUUUAUCAACAGUAAAGUACUGAAAUGAAAAUUCUGAAGAUAGUAUUCUUAGUUUCAAAUUAAUUUGGAAUAUCUGUGUUAGAAUAGUUUCGUUAUUUUUAAUUAUUGUGUUGUACAGUCAUUUAACUAUUUAACUUAUUUAUUAAAUUUUUAAAGGUAUAAAUAUUUUUGAUCUUCACUUUCUGUGUUACUUCCUUGGUGGAAACUAUAAAAUGACAGAAAUAUUUUAAAUUGGAUUGAAUAAAACUUAAACAGUCGAUUUGAUCACGAUGACACUUUUGUGAAUUUAUAUUUAAUUAUAU